CCGCCUUUUGUCUAACACUGACUGGAAACUGACUGGGGAAACUGACGGUGGAAAGUCUAUUAUUUGGUAAGUAUUUGUUUUUUCUAGUAGUUUAGAAUGUUCCCUGUUUCCAAGUAGGCCUAAUGCCUUUUCAUUAUAUCGACAAGAAUAUUUGAAACCACCGUGUUAUAUUUUGCUCCGUUUUUAGUUGGGUCUAAACAGCAAGCUAGCUAGCUUGCUAGAUAUGGUUAGCAUUGAAUACUGGAUAGUAGAGAUCAUUAGAUUAUAUUAAAUUAGAUGUCACGUUAUUGUCAUUGAACACAGUACACCGAAAUUCAGUUUAAAUUCAACCAAAAAAUGCAAAGAGUAAUUCAAGUGCACGAGGUAAAGCAGCAAGCUAGCUAGCUGGAUAACUGGUUUGUUAGCUAGCUUGCUAGAUACGGUUAGCAUUGAAUACUGGAUAAUGGAGAUCAUUAGAUUAUAUUACAUUCGAUUUAACGUUAUUGUCAUUGAACACAUUGCCUGUUGAUGUCCUUAAUGAGGGAGUCGUGUCUACACUGAAACAAAGUUUCCCAGAUGUGACUGAGGUUCAUAUGGCAAACAAUGUGUCUAGCUUGGGUAUACGUUACUGCGAGGGGAUGAUUAUUGUACACGGAUCUGCAGAUGGACUGCCUAAAUUCCAUGAGAUCAUUAAACUUUGCAUUGUUAAGGAGAAGUUGUGUUUUCUGGUAAAAGACGCAUGUGCUUGGUACAGAGAGCAUUAUGGUGCUUUUGAGCUGUCUGCCUCGCCCAAUACAGAGGUUGCCGUUAUUGAGCUUGCUGACUUGGUAGACCCCUAUCCCCUUGUUGACUACAUGGUUGGGAGUUUGCGCAUGGUAAUGUUGAAAAGAUUCAUCAUUGUUAAAGGUGAGUAUCAUUUUUAAACCUAAAUAGUCUGAGCUCUGGAUAGCAGGCUCUGACAAAAACUGUAAAACCAUUUUUAUGUUCAUCUUUGAUAUAAUCCUAAUGUGUUUCUUUCACCUUGUUUCUGCUCUAGAUUAAAAGGUGUUCCAUAAUGGCAGGUCGGGCGCUUCUGCGCAUCAUCUUUGCCGACCAGUCUGACUCUAGAAAACUGACCCUGGAUUCGGGAAUCCCAGCAACAGUUGAAGAACUGCACACAUUUGUCAAGACAUCUCUUCAAUUGAAAGAGGACUUCCGUCUGCAAUACAUGGAUGUUGACUUUAACGAGUUCAUGAAUCUUACAUCAGUGUCUGAAAUUCAGGAUAAAAGCACACUGAAAACGCCUUGAGAUUGUGGAGCAAAGGCCUUUGAUAGGGGACUUCAAAUGCAGAUGGCCUGCUCUGUUUCAGCAGAGUGAAGUGAAUGCGGAGUUUUUGAGGAUCACAACAUCACCACUUCAAUCAAAGUUCAUGUGGCAGCUGGACCACUUCUCAGACAAGCUCUUGAAGAUCUUCAAGACCAAAGGAGGAGUGAAGGGGCACAAAAUCAAGGAAGCCCUUGCAAUAUCAGAUUCGUUUGAAAACAUCCACAUCAAGAGGGGGUGCAUCCUGCGAAGCAUCGCGAUCUACCUCAACGAGGAUCCAGACUCUUUUUUUAAGGAGUAUCAGGCCUCUGCCUCUGAAGAUGCCAAGAGGGACAUGGCAAACACAGUCAUGGGCAUAUACACACUUCAAAGAGAUGUGGAUGGGCAGCCAGAGGACGUGGGAAUUGUCAUCGAAGGCAAUAUAGUCAUGGACAACUUGGGCAGCGUGAUUGUGGGGUUUGUCAUGCUAUUGGGACUUAUUUAUGCCCUGGAUUUGAGCUUUCCGGACAACCUCAAACACACCUUCGAGUUCAUGCAGAAGGUAGUGAUGAAUCUGGAUGGGCACAAGCUGAAUGGUAAAAUCGAAAGUCUGAAGAUCAAGUUGUUCGAUUGAAAUGUGAAAAAGAAGUGACUCAUGAGUUCAUUGUUGUCAUUUUAUUCACGAGUUUCCUAGUCAGAGCAGAUUGAGCCGUUAUAUCAAUCAUUUGUUCUGUGCUUUUCUGUAUUUGUUUCAACACACUGUAACACUUUCCAUAUGUUGGUGUUUGCAGUGCACUCUUUAUGUUAUGUGUUAUUGUCCUGUUAGAAGAGCAGUGCAUACCCCUGUUAUAUUGUAUUCAUUGUAUUUGGCAAAGGGAGAUUUGUAAGUUAAUUAUAGGAGUUCCAUUUCUCUGCCAUUUUAAAAAUGGUAUUAUCUUUCAGAAAUGUUUUUCAUCUUUCAGUGUGAAUUCAUUCAUUUUAAAAAGACUGUAUUGAAUGGAGGAUUGUUUUGAAUAAUGUGAAUUUAAAAAUAAAAAAAACUAAACCAUGUUUUCUAUCAUGUGUAACACAUUUUUAUUAAAUUAUAUUUAACCUCAUUAUUUCAUUUUCAAUUAAUUAAAUAGGAUUUAGGUGGACUAGCAUUAUUUAAAUUCAUAAAGGUAAUGUUAUCAUUUUACUUAAACUCUAUUUGAAAAAUUUGAGUUGGACUAACUCAUUUACAUUAUACUGCAUGGAUGCCAUUAGUUUGAGUUUGUGCCACAUAUAUUUAUUGGAUGGAAAACCUGCCAACAAUAAAAUUGAGUUAAUCCAAUGAGUUAUUUC
Messenger RNA from Gymnodraco acuticeps, 2584 nucleotides. RefSeq lists its product as uncharacterized. The record is from RefSeq and is a predicted model, not a curated record. The transcript is spliced from 5 exons. Lineage: Eukaryota; Metazoa; Chordata; Actinopteri; Perciformes; Bathydraconidae. The coding region runs from base 1389 to 1895 and encodes 168 amino acids.